CCACGACUCUCCAAAGCUCUACACCUUUCAUUCCUUACUCUCAGAAGGCGAGGUGACGCCGAGGACCAUUGUUUUUCCCUCUACAUCAGAGUUAUUUUACAUUGAGAGUAAGCCUAUUUACUAUUUUUAUUUUAUUUUUUCCAGAGGACGUAGCUUAAUUUGACUCCAGGGCGUAAGUUACAUGUGAGAUAUUUUUUUAUAGGCUGUAUCCUAUCAGGAUAGACAUAGAGCAGCAUAUAUUUCCGAGCAGUUCGUCACCUCAGGACCAUGUGAACAACCCGAGGACCUGAGUCAAAUUCAAUGGAUAUGAACGAUCAUCUCACUAUGACUGAUUUUGGGAAUAUCUGACAUGGCAAAGAUGCCUACUUUCUUCAUGAGAAUCAUGCUUGCCAAAAUACUGACUCUGGCUCUAUUGCACGGUGUCUUAAUGUCUCCCGUGAAAUCCGAGAGCAAUGCCAGAAGUCUCCCAGACUCCAAGCUGUCCGGCUCCAGGACUCUAAAGGGCUCCCAACUGUCUGACAUCUCAAAGUCCAGACAAAAGCGCUGCACCUGUUAUUCCUACUCGGAUAAGGAGUGCGUGUACUACUGUCACUUGGAUAUCAUCUGGAUUAACACUCCCGAGCGUACUGUGCCCUAUGGUAUGUCCAGCUAUAGAGGAUCACAGAGACCCAGACGUGCUGUAGGAGGAGGAUUGACCAAACAUGAUGGGCCAAAGACACGCUGCAUUUGUGCUGUGGCUGAUUCAGACCUUGAAUGCCACAACUUUUGCCUGUCAAUCCCCAAUCAGACUCGGUCAACCAAGAGUCUCCACAGAGUCCCUGGCCCUGGAUGACGGUUUCUAACCCCACCAUCUGCUGCUCUUGUCCUUGAGUGAAUGGACCGUUCCCUCCUCUUCGGCUCCUUCCCUUUUGCGAUCCGUAUGGCAUCCUGCCUCCCAGGUAUACACAGUCAAGGGAAGAACUUCGAAGCUGAACACUGCCAACAUUCCUCAACAUCAAAACUUUUGAAGCAAGUUCCAUCAGGCCAAGUGGUUUCAGGAACUCUUCUGCAAAUUUGAUGCAGAUCUCUGGAGGCUAUUCCCUUUUUGUUCCCCCCAGAGAGCAGAACAGGGAUUACUUUCACCAUCAUAUCAAGAUAAUAGCCUAUGAUGUGGCUUAUGUCAAGCUUAAUCAAACCGGCCCUUUAGUUUCAUACUUAGUGUUGUGGACUACACUUAAUUUAAUCUUUUAAAGCAAUGAGGCAAAUUUACGCUUAUACCCAAGGGACAAGACAGUUCCACUAAAGUGCCGGCAAGGAGUAAGUGCCUUGGGGAAACAUGGAAAGUAGGAGAAGGACUAAAUAUUGGGACUUUAAAAAGGCUAAAAAGUGCAACAUAAAAGGAAGGUUAAUUUUUGGGCAUAUAUCUUUUUUGGAGAUGACACUUAUUGACCUUUUUCAAUUGAUCAUUUAAAAUCAUUGACUGUUCUCUCAGCAUAAUCACAGAAAUUGCUGUUUUUUUCUGCAAAAUUCUUCAUUUCGGUGUAAAUUUACCAUUGACCAACUCUAACCUUGUCUGAGUCUUUGUGUAUGGUCUGAGUAAGCACAACAUUUGGCUUUAAUUGAUAUUUUUCAGCUGUAGAUUUCUUAUAGAUUAAUGAGUGAAACUGUUGCUUUACUACAUUUUUUCUUACUGACAAUGAGAUCAAAAGAUUACGUAAAAUUAAAGUUUAAAAAGAUUUGCGGACGUUUUUUUUGCCCACAUGCCAACUUGUAAAAAAGUCACAUCAUUGCUUUGAGUAAGUAAGACGCAAGUAAAAUACGAAUUUUAUUGAAUGAUAUUGGUCUUCUCAUCAGUACUCACAUUUGCUCACAUGCACACACCAAAUGUUAAUCUACAACUGUAAAAGGGAAAAAAACAUACAAACAUAUUUAGGCCUAAUUUAAGUGCCAUGAGUUAGAGAUAUUAUUUUUUUCCCUAAAGGAUUAUAAAAGUAUUUAGCUUUUGUCAUAUCUUAUGCCAGAGGAAGAAUCAAUAUUGGAUUAAAAAAAUAAAUAAAUAAAGCACCCAACAACUUCAAAACCAACUGUAAUUUAGUCAUAUUAAAUUAAUAAGCACCUAACAGGAUAAGAUAGGUAGUGUUCCACCUUUGUCAAACAAUUUGGUUCCUGGCCUCUGGAACUUUUUGCACCAUGAAGAGCUUUCAUAACAGAUCUGGUUACCAAUAAACUAUACUGUCGAAUUAUAUUAUGUAGUUGAAUGUAAACAAACUAACAUGUUGCUUUUGUAUUUUUUGUUGUUGUUCGUUUUUAUCCCAUGUUGCAAACAAAUUAAUCUAUUUUGUUCUUAUUUGUAUUAUAGGCUCUUUUAUAUGAACAGCUUUUUUGUCACCCAAAGCUCCGUUUAUAUUUGUUUCUUGAAUACAUUUUGAUCAGUUACUCAACUUUACAAUAUCUAGAAGGCAAAACAACAGAUCAAAUUAACUAUUGUUUGUUAGUUCAAAUGACGCUGAUGAUAAUUUAUUUCUUUUGUAUAUAAAUGAUGUGUAUUAAUCCCAAAUGCUGUGUCUAAAAGUUUUCAUAUCUGAUAUUCAGUGCAUGCCUCCAUUUUCAUCCACUCAUCCUUGUGCUGACCUCUAUAUCUUUUUUUUUAUUGUUGUUUUUUUGGAAAGAUUGUUCCUAUCCAUUGCCAAGUGUUUCCCCAGGAUUGCUAGGAUUCUCUAUAGACUUACGCAUUGUUAUUCCAAGAUUUAACAAAGCUUUGAAGGAUAUCUACUACCACCUCAGUCACAGACACUCAAAUUGAUACUGAAAGAAGUUACUUUGUGCUUUAGAGAGGCACACAUGAGCAUGCCUAUCCUUUUAGCUUUACUAAAAUUAUCGGUUGACUUUUAAUUAAAGUGGUGAGAAGUCCUUUACCUGCAGAAUCACCAUCCCUACCAUCAUGAUGGAAAUGUGAUGCCUUGUUGCAGGAUAGUUGUCAGGGAGCCUAACAAAAGAUGAAAACUUGGCAUUUGUGAAGCAUGGGAUAUUCCAAGAAAUCAAAGCCAAAGUGGUCAAGCAGUGUCUGAUUUAGAACAAAAUCAGCAUUUAAGGGUGGCUCGGCCAACAGCCCAGGAACUGAUCCCAUGCAGGUUUGUUGAGGUAACAAAAGACCAAAGGCAUGGCAAGGAAGGCAAAAAUGCCUUCCAACUUCAAAGACCUCAAGAUCAUCUGAAGAUAUUUAGUGGAUGAUGAUGAAAAGGAGUGAUCCAAAACAUCACGGGAGACAGGCAGUACUAAAAACAUUUGAUACCUUAAAAGAGUCAGAGGAAGCGAAAAAUUGCCUUGCCACCAAUUACGUAGAGGUGGUCAGACAUUUAGGCAAUAUGGGAUAAAGUAUAUGACUAAAAUAAUAAAUAUUGAUCAUUACAAAGCCUUUGAGGAAGAUGGAUAGAGCCUUAACAAUAAAGAAUGUGUUUUUUUUCAGAAAAAUCUGUAAAUUGUGAAUGUAACUGAAUGUAAUCAGAAUCCUAUCACAUAUACAUAUUUCAUAUAAUUAUGGGAAAAAAUGUACAAGAGAAGUGUCAGUAUUAUUGUUACAUGUUAUGUAGCUAUGUCAACUAACAUCGAUUGUUCACUUUCUUGAAGCAACCAGAAACACAUCUACAGUUAAGAAUAAGAUUUAUCUUUCGGCCAACAGUUGUAACAUUAUCACUAUUUCUUAUGUAUACCUGUAUAUACAUUCAUGAUUCCUAUAUUUAUAUAUCUUAACGUCUAAACAAAUGUAACAAGAUUAUAUUAAUGGAGGAGAUAUGAGGUUAUAAGACAGUACUUAAUAUGUUUUGUUUAGAAAAACUUAAAAUUGAUCCCUUAUAUUUACUGUCUAGAAUGGUACUAAUCUUUCCUGUGAGUUACCUGUAAAUUGCAAUAUUUUAAUUGCAUUUUUAUCGCUUGUUACUGGAGGCAAUCAUGUUACCACUUUAUUGUAAUUUGAAGGUAUUACAUUUUCAUCAGCUUUUUUUAUUCAGGUCACCACAAAGUCAGUCUAGCUCUCUGUGGUAGGUUUUGUCACUUUGUUCUAAGCAAAGAUGACAUAAAAAAAUAUAUAUAUAUUAAUUUAUAUUUGUAAAUUAAUAUAUAUGUAUGUGUACCUCCAAGUCCCAACCAUCAGGUGAAAAAAGUACAAAUACAACAUGCAGAAAUAGUGUGUGAAUAGUUACUUGUGAGUAAAAUUCUGCCACAUCACAGUCCGGCACAGCUGGACUGCCUGAGGUCUAACGGUCUGUCAGGCAUGUACGAGGUCAGCAGCAGUGCUUCAAGUCUAACUUCCCCUGAACUGCUUCCUUAGGGUCAUCUCCUGUGUGAUGAGUUGAAAGUGAACUCACCAGACCAGCAUACCAUCUCAUUGUGAGCUUUGCGCUGCCACCAUAGACAGUCUUAAGCCUCCCAAAGCUACACUUAAUGUUAUUACACAUGUAAUCUCUCUGAGUUGGUCCAUUGCACAAUAUCUCAUAAAACUUAAUUAUUGUCUUGAAGAAGAACACUUAAAUGACUACACAUACUAGCAACAGGACAUUCUGCAUAUUUGCUACAGGUGCAGAACAAACAAUGCAAAUGCCAGGUUCUGUCAAACUUGUGUAAAAGCAUGCAACAGAAAUCCAGCGAUCUGAAAGAGCUGAUCGCGCUGAUUUUCCUGCUUUUACAUGUUACUUUUUCUUGUUAUCUUCAAGGGAAGUCCCUUUAUCUAGAUAAUGAGCUCAUUUUCGUGUAAUCUGUGUGAGGCAGUAUAUAUUUUUCGUGAUCAUGAGCUUAUUGUAAUUAAUUUGAUAAAAUGUCUGUUUGUUUUCUCAAGAUAAAGAUAAAAAAUGUCCAUGAUGACAAAGCAGCUUUGUUAUUCUGAGCUUGUGCAAUAUUUUCCUGAGAUAAAAAAGAAAAAAAAAUUGCAACCAUGUCCACUUUUUCUUUGGGGGGGAGGGGGUGUAUGCAAACUAUGUAUUGUCUUAUUAUUUGCUUGUUGUCAUUAAAAAACCUUAUACCUUUAUAAACAAAACGUGAGAUGAACUCGAUCUUUGAAACCUUAAUACCACUUAUCAUCCUGGAAUGUCACACUAAGUCCAGCCCAAAUAAGCUUACCCUGGAGCCUCAGAGUAAACCCUCCACAGUCGGUAAGGCCCAUUUCCCACAGUACACCCUGGGAAAUACUUCUGCACAGACAUCCUGACCAUUUCACGGCAGGUUCAGGGCCCUUACUGUGGCUUAAACUUAGGUGAAUGAAUAGUUGCCUCUUGUCAUGCAGUAAAACUUCUGUUAGAGACUUUUAAGGGAAGGUCAUAUCGUGCAAAUAUAAUGUAUCGCAUGCUUUGGAUUUGGUGUAAA
This is a messenger RNA of Menidia menidia (Atlantic silverside), 5334 nucleotides long. NCBI's taxonomy places the organism in Eukaryota, Metazoa, Chordata, Actinopteri, Atheriniformes, Atherinopsidae. The record is from the annotation of a GenBank genome assembly.